CGGUAAGUAUUACGUGAACGAAACGAGAAAGCGCAUUUCUCCGGCGAGUCUCGAAACGGAGAGUGGUCAGUUGGUAUAUAUGCUUUCUUUCGAGGCGACAGAAAAAUCAUUGCGCUUCAUCGAAGAGAGGACGAAGUAAUGACAUCCCGUGCACCGAGAAGAAAGAGGAACCAACGUUUCGUGAAUCAUAAUCGUACAAAAUGAGGAUUCUAUUGCUGUUCAUCGCCAUCAUCGCAUCGGGCCACAGUGCUCAGGACUUUCUGGAUCUAGUCAAAAAUUACGCACAUGUAGUUAGACAAGAGAUCGAAUUUCCCAAGUACGACUUCAUCGUCGUGGGAGCCGGAUCGGCUGGUUCCGUUUUAGCGAAUCGUUUGUCGGAGAACAAAAGAUGGAAGGUUCUGUUGUUGGAAGCGGGAUACGCGCAAAACCUUCUCAAUCAGGUCCCACUCCUGGUCGGUUACUUCCAACUGACCGAUUAUAAUUGGGGAUAUCUGGUGGAGCCGCAGAAGAACGCCUGUCUGGGUAUGAUAAAUCGCCAAUGUUCCUGGCCGCGAGGUAAAGCCUUGGGUGGAACGAGUACCCUAAAUUAUAUGAUCCAUACACGCGGGAACAAGUUGGAUUAUGACAAAUGGGCCAGUUUGGGCAACGUGGGCUGGUCCUACAAAGAUGUUCUUCCGUAUUUUAAAAAAAGUGAACGAUUUAAGGUGCCAGAUAUCAAGGACUAUACAUAUCACAACGACAACGGUAACUUGUGUGUGGAGCACGUGCCAUAUCAUACGAAGCUAGCUACGACGUACCUAGAGGCUGGUCGAGAAUUGGGAUAUGAAAUUGUGGAUUACAAUGGCAAGGAUCAGAUAGGAUUCUCGUACAUUCAGGUAAACAUGGAUCAUGGAAAGCGAUGCAGCGCCGCCAAGGCUUAUCUUCACCUGGAUCGACCGAAUUUGGAGAUCGUCACCGGCGCCAGAGUGACCAAAGUGUUGAUCAAUGCAGACAAACGCGCGUACGGUGUCGAAUAUAUCAAGGACAACGUGUGGAAGAAGGUCACUUGCUCAAAAGAAGUCGUACUGUCAGCCGGCACGAUCGAUUCGGCCAAAUUGCUUAUGUUGUCAGGAAUUGGGCCAAGGGACCACUUAGAGGAAUUGAACAUCCCGGUGAUUCAGGACUCCAAAGUUGGUUACAACAUGUACGAACAUAUUGGUUUCCUGGGGCUGACUUUUAUGGUGAACCAGAGCGUGACGUUGCUGCAGAACAAGCUCCUAAAUCCCAACAUAUUCCUGGAAUAUUUCUUACACAAGGACGGCCUGAUGUCGGUUCCCGGAGGCGCCGAGUCUCUGGCGUUCAUCAGAACCAAAUACGCUCCCGACGAGAGACCGGAUGUCGAGUUGCUUUUCGCAUCCGGCUCUCUGCACUCGGACAACGGUAGCGUUUUGAAGACGGCCUUGAGAAUCACGGAUAAGGUGUACAACACCGUCUUCAGGCCUAUCGAAAAUCGGGACGCUUGGUCGAUCUGGCCGAUCGUUCAGUAUCCCAGAAGCGUCGGUCGUCUUACGUUGCAAUCUAAGGAUCCGUUUAAACCACCCAAGAUGGAUCCGAACUUCUUUGAUCACCCGGCUGACUUAGAGAUUGUCUUAGAAGGAGUGAAACACGCCAUUAACAUAUCCAAGACCGAAGCCUUUCAGGCUUACGGCAGUCAGUUGCACGACAUAAAACUACCAGGUUGCGAAUCAUUUGAGUUCGGUUCCGAUGAUUAUUGGCGUUGCGCGAUCAAGCAUCUACCGUCCAUGAUGAAUCAUGAGAUCGGAACCGCCAAAAUGGGACCGCGGACGGAUCCUAAUGCGGUUGUUGAUCCGCAACUGAGAGUUUACAGCAUCAAGGGACUUAGAGUGGUCGAUGCUGCGAUCAUGCCAACGAUACCAUCUGGUCAUGCAAAUGCGGUAAUUUAUAUGAUCGGCGAGAAAGGCGCGGAUAUGAUCAAGGAUACCUGGGAAGGCGCAUAAGAUUCUUUUUUUUUCUGCCAUCGAAAAAAUUAAAGUACUCGUUGCGCCCAGUUAGAUUGUGACGUCAGAGGCGAGAAAAUGCGCGCUGAAAAUUUUUGC
Molecule: messenger RNA, 2096 nt
Organism: Nylanderia fulva
Lineage: Eukaryota; Metazoa; Arthropoda; Insecta; Hymenoptera; Formicidae
Source: RefSeq, a predicted model, not a curated record